Messenger RNA from Glycine soja, 1635 nucleotides. Its product is annotated as methionine gamma-lyase-like. Lineage: Eukaryota; Viridiplantae; Streptophyta; Magnoliopsida; Fabales; Fabaceae. Gene Ontology annotation, biological process: transsulfuration. The record is from RefSeq and is a predicted model, not a curated record. Gene Ontology annotation, molecular function: carbon-sulfur lyase activity; pyridoxal phosphate binding. The transcript has 2 exons. Gene Ontology annotation, cellular component: cytoplasm. Bases 139 to 1467 code for a protein of 442 amino acids.
UUAUGAUCAAAACGAAUUUGUACAUAGAAAACAAGAGCUUCCGUGGCAGUGGUAGUUGCCAAACUAGUAGCAAGAAGUAAGUCACGUUUUUCUCCGUUUUCAUUCAUCACAAUAUUAAAGCUUUUAGUUUCCUUCAGUAUGGGGGACACUUACGUUUUGGCCACACCGAAGCGCAACCGUUCCGAUGACGUGGACGGCGGCGAGGCGAAGAAGCUGCUGUUGCAGCAGGGCGAGGCGGACCCGGCGGCGGCGCUGGCGAGCGCGCGGCACGAGUUCGGGGAGCACGGCGGGGUGAACAUGUCGAUCGAGGCGUCGGCGACGUUCACGGUGAUGGAGCCGGAGACGAUGCGGCGCAUGUUCGCCGGAGAACUCGGCCCCGACCGCGACUUCUUCAUCUACAGCCGCCACUUCAACCCGACGGUGCUGAGCCUCAGUCGCCUCAUGGCCGCCCUCGAAGGCACCGAGGCCGCCUACUGCACCGCCAGCGGCAUGUCCGCCAUCUCCGCCGUCCUCCUCCAGCUCUGCAGCCACGGCGAACACGUGGUCGCCUCCAGAACUCUCUACGGUGGGACCCACGCGCUCCUCUCACACUUUCUCCCGCGCACGUGCGGAAUAUCCACUAGCUUCGUGGAGGUGACGGAUCUUGACAUGGUUGAUGCUGCCAUAGUAGAAGGGAAAACAAAAGUGCUUUACUUCGAAUCUGUUUCCAACCCCACCCUUACGGUUGCGAACAUACCUGAACUGUGCCACAUGGCACACCGGAAGGGAGUGACGGUGGUGGUGGACAACACGUUCGCGCCCAUGGUGCUUUCGCCAGCGCGUCUUGGUGCUGAUGUUGUCGUUCACAGUAUCUCCAAGUUCAUCAGCGGUGGGGCCGAUAUCAUUGCAGGAGCGGUGUGCGGACCCGCAAGACUGGUGAACGCAAUGAUGGAUCUGCAACAAGGGUCACUAAUGCUGCUGGGUCCAACAAUGAAUGCGAAAGUGGCAUUCGAACUCUCGGAGAGAAUACCGCACCUAGGGCUAAGAAUGAAGGAGCAUAGCAACCGCGCACUAGAGUUCGCAACGAGGCUCAAAAGGCUAGGAAUGAGGGUAAUAUACCCGGGCCUGGAGGAGCACCCACAGCACCAGCUUCUGAAAUCAAUGCACAACAAGGACUAUGGCUACGGCGGGCUCAUGUGCGUGGACAUGGAAACGGAGGAGAGGGCCAACCGCUUCAUGAGCCACUUGCAGAACUACGGCCAGUUCGGCUUCAUGGCUGUGAGCUUGGGCUACUACGAGACCCUCAUGUCCUGCUCCGGCAGCAGCACCAGCAGUGAACUCAGCACUGAGGAGAAGGAGCUCGCCGGAAUCUCGCCGGGGCUCGUGAGGAUGUCGAUUGGGUACAUUGGAACCUUGGAGCAGAAGUGGAGCCAGCUCCAAAAGGCGCUCACUAGACUAAACGACUCUGGAUACAACAAGAUCGCUUGAAUUGCUUUUCUCAUCAUGCACAUGCACAUGCACCCUCGUCUUCUUCCUGCUCCCAUAAUGUUAUGUUAUCUAUAAUAAUAAUUUAUGCUCAUCUUUAUGUCUUGUCUUGCUACUCGAUCGUGUCUCCUGUAUCAUGGAUAUGAAUAUGAAUUGCCUGUUUCUUUUCAA